Carya illinoinensis is the source of this 2765-nucleotide messenger RNA. Its product is annotated as DEAD-box ATP-dependent RNA helicase 3, chloroplastic-like. The record is from RefSeq and is a predicted model, not a curated record. Bases 236 to 2530 code for a protein of 764 amino acids. Gene Ontology annotation, molecular function: ATP binding; RNA binding; zinc ion binding. Lineage: Eukaryota; Viridiplantae; Streptophyta; Magnoliopsida; Fagales; Juglandaceae. The transcript has 10 exons.
AGCAACCGAGGUGGAGGUUUGAAAGGCCAUACAUUUUCCAGAAGGGUUGUGGCCUUAUCUCCCUCUCUUCUUCUUUAUCUUGGUUCUGCGCCCCAUUCCCUCCUUUGAAAAGCCUCCACGCCUCCCUCUACCCGUCUCAGUAUUUCUAACGUUUUGCAUUUAUACGUUUAUAUUAUUUAAGUACUUUUUAGCAAGCACAGUCUUGUCACUAAAUACGGUAGUUUUGCUUUUAAAGAUGGCUUCUUUCAUAGGCGUUUCGUCCAUUUACAGAACUCCAACACUCGAGCUCUGUAGAAGGACGACAACAUUAACAACAACGCCUCUGCUUUCGUUACCAUUAUCGGACAAGUCUCAUCUCAUUAAUGUUCCGAAAGCCUACAACACCGGCCAAAAGCCCUUCUCUUUCGAAUCCGGCGGUACACUUAGGAGUGGCUUCAAGCAGCAGAGCCUUGGUUUGGUUCCGUCCGCGAUUGCGACCCCCAAUUCUUCGGUACUAAGUGAAGCAGCAUUCAAAGGCCUCAGUGGUGGUUCCCCAGAAGACUCUCUGGAUGAAUAUUAUGACUCUGAGGUGGAACCAUCUUCUGCUGCCUCUGCGGGUGAGGAAGAAGUCACCAUUUCCAAAUUGGGUUUGCCUCAGAGUCUCGUCGAUACCCUCGAGAGCCGUGGGAUUACUCACCUUUUCCCCAUUCAAAGAGCUGUUUUAGUCCCAGCACUGGAAAGUCGAGAUCUCAUUGCUCGUGCAAAGACUGGGACUGGGAAGACGUUAGCCUUUGGGAUCCCAAUUAUUAAACGCCUUUACGAAGAUGACAAACAAAGAGGGUCUCAGAGGCGGUCUGGUCGUCUUCCUAGAGUUUUGGUUCUUGCACCUACACGGGAGCUAGCAAAGCAAGUGGAAAAAGAGAUUAAAGAGUCUGCACCUUAUUUAAAUACUGUAUGUGUUUAUGGAGGUGUUUCUUAUGUCACACAGCAGAAUGCACUUUCCCGUGGAGUUGAUGUAGUUGUUGGGACUCCUGGUCGAAUAAUCGACCUGAUAAAAGGUAAUAGCCUCAAAUUGGGGGAAGUUCAAUAUUUGGUCCUUGAUGAAGCUGAUCGGAUGCUUGCGGUUGGCUUUGAGGAGGAUGUGGAAGUAAUUUUGGAAAAGCUUCCACGUGCGCGUCAGAGCAUGCUGUUUUCUGCAACUAUGCCUGGUUGGAUAAAGAAACUGACACGGAAAUAUUUGAAUGACCCGUUGACAAUUGAUUUGGUUGGUGAUCAAGAUGAAAAGCUCGCUGAAGGGAUAAAGCUUUAUGCUAUAACAGCCACUGCAACUUCGAAGCGCACCAUUCUUAGUGACCUUAUAACGGUAUAUGCAAAGGGUGGGAAGACCAUUGUUUUCACACAGACUAAACGUGAUGCCGAUGAAGUCUCAAUGGCAUUAACAAAUAGCAUUGCUUCCGAAGCAUUGCAUGGAGAUAUAUCUCAACAUCAAAGGGAAAGAACAUUAAAUGGAUUUCGACAAGGGAAAUUCACAGUGCUUGUCGCCACUGAUGUUGCAUCCCGCGGACUUGAUAUCCCAAAUGUUGACCUAGUUAUUCACUACGAACUCCCCAAUGAUCCAGAGACUUUCGUGCAUCGCUCUGGUCGUACUGGACGUGCAGGAAAAGAAGGUACUGCCAUUCUCAUGUUUACUAGUAGCCAGAGGAGAACAGUGAGAUCCCUUGAGCGUGAUGUGGGAUGCAAGUUUGAGUUUGUUGGCGCACCAUCUAUCGAAGAGGUUCUGGAGUCAUCUGCUGAGCAAGUAGUUGCUACUCUAACUGGAGUUCAUGCCAAGUCUAUAGAGUUUUUCACGCCAACUGCACAAAAAUUGAUUGAAGAACAGGGAAUAGGUGCUCUUGCGGCUGCACUAGCACAAUUGAGUGGAUUCUCCCAACCUCCUUCAUCCCGGUCUCUUAUAAAUCAUGGGCAGGGAUGGGUUACAUUGCAAUUGACUCAACAUCCACCUUAUUCUAGUAGAUACCUGUCUACUAGAUAUGUCACUGGGCUUCUUUCUGACAUUUACCCUGCAGCUGCUGAUGAAGUUGGAAAAAUACAUCUAAUUGCUGAUGAAAGGGUUCAAGGAGCUGUUUUUGAUCUUCCAGAGGAGAUUGCAAACGAGUUGCUGAAUAGGCAAACACCACCCGGAAACACUAUUUCCAAGAUUACCAAGUUGCCUGCCUUGCAAGAUGAUGGCCCUCCAAGCGAUUAUUAUGGCAGGUUUUCUAGCAGGGAUCGGAAUAACGGACGUGGAUCUAGGGAUCGGAGAAGUCUUAGAAGCUCACGGGGUUGGGGCAAUGGUCAAAAUUCUGACAGUGAUGAUGGUUUUUUUAGUAGUGGCAAUCGGAGUUAUAGAACUGAUAACAGCUGGUCGCGGUUUUCAAAGAGCAGUGGGGAUGAUUGGCUGAUUGGGGGUAGACAGUCAAGAACCAGGGACAGAGGCUUUGGAGGUUCCUGUUUUAAUUGUGGCCGGUCUGGGCACAAGGCAUCAGAAUGCCCAAACAAGAAAAGCUAUUAGUUGUGCCGCAGUCUACAUGAGGUUUCAAUGCCCCAAGUGGGUGUAAGGCGGCUGCUGCUGCUUAAACUUGCUUUGAACUUAUAUCUAUCUUGAAUCUCUUGGUACUGAUGAUAUUUCCCAACCAUAGAGAUUCUGUUGUGUUCUGCAUUGUUAUAUUCGUCUUUAAAAUGUGACAGUUAUUUUGUUGUAACUGGUGCUUCAGCAUUUGGUGAAUGGAUUCCCCGUUCUAAACGCC